AAUGUCAAAAUUAGAAUUUCUGGAAGAGAAGUUAAGAUGGCAAGAAGAAAAGAUCAAAGAUUUGGAAGAUGAAAGAGACUUCCUUAGGGGCCAGCUCAAAAACAAAGGCAUGAUUCCUGAUCCUGCAAAUGAGGACAUCAAAUUCCGUGUGGACGAUUCUUCAUCUGAAUCAUCUGGUUCACCUGGAAUCAGUGACUCUUCGGAAUCUGAUAAGGCUUACAAAAAGGCCAAAAAAAGAAGAAGCACAUGGACAGCAAAACACUUUCAUGCUAGAGCUCAAAGUCCUGAGGAGGUCAUCACUCGAUACCGCAAGGUGCUCAAGACUUUUCAGAGGGUACGCACCAUGACUGAAGCAUUCAACCGGCAUAAUGUUGACCGCGGAACAAUUGCUUUUACUGCGGCAAUUGCAGAACUUGCAAUCGUUGAUCCCAAAAUGUAUGAAAGUCUUGCUGCUAUGUCAACAAAGGAGACCUUGGCUGCAUUUUCAAAAAGAUGUGCAGCCCACAUCAAUGAAGAAACAAAGAACAAGAUUGAAGACAUGAAGGCGAAGGGACAGCUUCUUCCCAUUCGCUGGAAAUGAGUUAUUUGUUGAAAAUUAGCUGUAAACAAAAGAUGUAGGGUUUUUUUUAGCAGUAGUAGGGAACGUUUUAAUAUAUUUGGGAAUGUUUUUGUAUAUUUGGGAAUACUUU
Messenger RNA from Astyanax mexicanus (Mexican tetra), 689 nucleotides. Its product is annotated as coiled-coil domain-containing protein 106-like. The record is from RefSeq and is a predicted model, not a curated record. The transcript has 3 exons. NCBI's taxonomy places the organism in Eukaryota, Metazoa, Chordata, Actinopteri, Characiformes, Acestrorhamphidae. Gene Ontology annotation, cellular component: nucleoplasm. Bases 2 to 580 code for a protein of 192 amino acids.